Messenger RNA from Saitoella complicata NRRL Y-17804, 597 nucleotides. RefSeq lists its product as uncharacterized. Lineage: Eukaryota; Fungi; Ascomycota; Saitoellomycetes; Saitoellales; Saitoellaceae. The coding region runs from base 1 to 597 and encodes 198 amino acids. The record is from RefSeq and is a predicted model, not a curated record. The transcript is spliced from 2 exons.
AUGGGCUACGUGAGUCCCGACGCAUACGAGCGAGCCAUGAUGGAAAAGAAAAGUAUUCGAGCUGCCUUGGUUGCAAGACAGUCUGAGGCAGCCUUCAAGGAGGCCUUUGAAACGCCGAAGAAAAAGCCAGUUGGACCUCGUCGUCCGCCAGCCUCCCCUGUCUCUCCGCGCCGUCGACCUGUCCCUUGUUCACCUGUCGGUACUAGUGCAGCUGAAAUGCAAACUGCUCAUAUCGAACAGACUAUUAUCAGAGCCCCGCCAUCCACUCCACGCAUCAGCCGAGACGAGAACGUACAUCCGGAACCCGGCAACUGGGACGAAUUCUCCUUCACAGUCAAGCCGGAGGUUCUGUCCCGCGAGCCGCCCACUCUCAGCAAGCAACCUAGCAGCAAAGAUUUGAUGAGUCUUAUUCUUACGGCAAAAGCGUCGAGCGGGAGAAGGACCUUUACGAAGGAGAGGGGAUCAAUGAGGGAGAUUGACAUGAAUGUGGAUGUGAAACCAUCCCAUGACAACGUACUGAACGGAGGAACCAGCCUGAAGAUGGAUUACAUCCAAAUGCCUCGUCCUUGUGUCACACGCUCCGUCAGCUCCGUGUAA